Molecule: messenger RNA, 513 nt
Organism: Penaeus vannamei (Pacific white shrimp)
Lineage: Eukaryota; Metazoa; Arthropoda; Malacostraca; Decapoda; Penaeidae
Product: cuticle protein 19-like
Cellular component (GO): extracellular matrix
Source: RefSeq, a predicted model, not a curated record
CGAAGGUCGCAUCUCAGACUCGCUAUAAAGGUAUGGGAAGCCGGCUCUCCUGCAUCACAACAUCCUCGUUCCCAUCGCGUCAACAUGUUCAUCAAGGGCGUUUUCGUGCUUGUUUUGGCAGCAGUGGCCCUCGCUGCCCCUUCGGAUCCAUACCACCAGCCUUCUUACAAGGAGGAGCCGAAGCCGUACCAAUUCGCCUACGGAGUCAAGGAUGAAUACGCCGGCACCGACUUCGGUCAGAGCGAGGAGUCCGACGGCCAUGCUGUCAAGGGAUCCUACACUGUCCAGCUCCCCGACGGCCGCAAGCAGACGGUGAACUACGUGGCUGACCACUACAACGGCUACCAGGCUGAGGUCAACUACUACGGCGAGGCUCAGUACCCCCACCAGUACGGUCCCCCCGUCACCUUCAAGCCCCAGGGCUACCAUCCCCAGCCUUCCUACCAUUAGCACGUUUAUCUAAGGACCUUCCGGAAAGAUAUCACCUAUUAAAAGUAUAUAUUUGUCUAAAAA